Molecule: messenger RNA, 783 nt
Organism: Sarcophilus harrisii (Tasmanian devil)
Lineage: Eukaryota; Metazoa; Chordata; Mammalia; Dasyuromorphia; Dasyuridae
Product: U6 snRNA-associated Sm-like protein LSm3
Biological process (GO): P-body assembly; mRNA splicing, via spliceosome
Cellular component (GO): precatalytic spliceosome; U4/U6 x U5 tri-snRNP complex; catalytic step 2 spliceosome
Molecular function (GO): RNA binding
Source: RefSeq, a predicted model, not a curated record
UCAGAUUGUUCUCUAAUGUAUCAAUUGUAGUAAAAUAAAUUCACUUUUUCCAAAUAUGCAUUAGAACUGACUAUAACAAAAAAGAAUUUAAAUAAAGAAGAAAUAUAAAAGAUAUAAUCAGAGAACCUUAUGAUGAAAAAAGGAAGGAGACUAGACAUAAUGAGUUCAAAUAAUAAACAUUGGAUGGAGAAGCCAGUGUCUAACUCACAAAAAGUUAGGGGAAACAGAUUUGAAACAUGGCAGAUGAUACGGAUCAGGAAAAGACCGCCAAUACUGAAGAGGAUCCCCUGGAUCUCAUUAGGCUCAGUCUAGAUGAACAAAUUUAUGUGAAAAUGAGAAAUGACCAAGAACUACGAGGAAAAUUGUAUGCUUUAAAUGUGAUUUUGGGAGAAGUAGAAGAGACUGUGACAACUAUAGAAAUUGAUGAAGAAACUUGUGAGGAUAUCUAAUCAACCAAUUGGAACAUUCCAAUGCUGUUUGUCCAAGGUGAUGGGGUUGUAUUAGUAGCUACUCCAUUGAGAGUUGGAUGAAACUAAGACUUUCUCCUGUGUGGAAAAGUAGAGGCUCUUGACAAUAGCCUUUAUGAGAAAAGCUGGUAUUCAAAAGAACAGCCUCUGAUACUUUUUUGCUAUUUAGAAAUAAUCAAGGAAUCCUCCUUUAAAAUGUGUUUAUUUCCAGACAAUUCCUGAUCAUUCUUAGAUUUCUGAUACCAAACCUACAAAUUAAGGCAGGACUCUUUUUCAGUUAUUUAAUUUUUCUCUUCAUCUUGUGGGCAAUUAAAAU